This is a messenger RNA of Papaver somniferum (opium poppy), 4017 nucleotides long. RefSeq lists its product as uncharacterized. The transcript has 6 exons. The record is from RefSeq and is a predicted model, not a curated record. NCBI's taxonomy places the organism in Eukaryota, Viridiplantae, Streptophyta, Magnoliopsida, Ranunculales, Papaveraceae. The coding region runs from base 2217 to 3281 and encodes 354 amino acids.
UCUACUGCUCUCUUAAUUUGUUAUUGCUUUUAAUUUGGAGCAAAUCUGUUCUUAUAUGUAUUAAAGUUCAGACCUUUAAUUUUACCUUUCUUUAGCCUUGAGAUUCACUUUCGUCUACUCGGAGAUUCGGUCAUCCGGUUUACCAUAAUUAUCUCUCUCACUUGUCCUCAAUUUCUUUUUUAUUUUUAGUCAGCUAAUUCACUGUCUCUGAUAGAGAUCUUCAUGCCUAUGUUUUGAAUUAAAUUAAAAUCCUUACUGCUUAAGUUAGAAAUUUAUUUGACAUCUGACAAUAAUUGUUAGCCUUUGGUUGAUUUUGAAUUCAUUUACUUCUUAUUCUCACUAAGUAUCUUCUUGCAGUGAUCAAUUGGACCCUCUUUCUUUUUUUAAUUUUUGUUUGAUUAAAUUCCUACAAAAUCAGUUUUAUAAAUCCUCUUACUAUUUUUGUUCACCCCCAGGCCUGACCUGAUAGCUAUUUUUUUGUUAUUUCUUCAGGAGUAAGCCUGUUUAAUAGGAUGUAAAGAUGAUUAAAAAGAACGACGGUGGCUGUUUGUGCUCUUUGGAGACUUCCACUGGGGAACAGAAGAAGCAGAAGCUUGUGCCAUUAGAGAUGCCUUGAAAGUGGCGAAAGAAAAAAAAACUCGAUCAGAUCAUCGUGGAGAGUGAUGCAUCAACGAUCAUUGAGAAGAUUAAUAACAAAAUUUUCUUGGGAGAUCUCCGUACACACCACCUCUACCAGGAUAUCAAAGAAUGAAUUUUUGGGGACUACUCAAAAAAGGUGGGGGACCACUUUGUGAUACAAAUGUCCACCCUACAUUAUAAGGGGUGUCCUAAAAGAUUAGGGAAGACUAAUUUGUCCUUAUCCUAAUUAAGGUUAUAACUAACCCUAAUAACCCACUAAUCUAACCCACUACCCAGUAAUCCAACCCACUAAUUAUAACCUAAAUUAAAAGAAAAAAAUCAGUUCCAAAACUGAUUCUUUUCUUUCUUCAUCUUCUUCUUCUUCUUCUUCUCUUCUUUUCCUUUUCUUCUUCGUAGACAUCGACGUUAAUCGUCAAUUCGAAAAAAUUUCAUCGUCGAUUAAUCAAUCUUUAUAAGCAAUGCGUGCCAAGCAAACACCCAGACUUCCAGGAUUGAGUCCGGGACUCCCACAUAUAGUGAAUCUCCCAAAACAAUUGCUACUUCAGAAAGAACUUGAACCACCGUUCAGAGGCAAAAUCAAUCAUCCAACAGCAACCAAGAAGUCCGAUUCAAGUGAAAUGCAAAUCCGCGAGAACAAAGGAAAAAAAAAUUGAGACUACAACUAGAUGAGGAUUUGGAAACUCCCACCCCUCGUGGAGUAAAACAUUUAGAUUUCCGAAAACGUGGUGCCACAAAUGCUAAACAUGGAGGGGGCUUGUUACCGGAAGUCAACCAAGAUAAUGUUUGUGAUGUAAUCCAAGAUGUCAAUGAAGAGGUGAUGGAGAAUACAAUUGAUAAUGUUAUUGAAGAAGAGAAUGAUGAUGAAGAAGAGCAAGGAAAUGAAGACCAAGGAAAUGAAUAGGUUGAACAAGAGCAAGGAAAUGUAGAAGAAGAAGAACUAGAACCCGGCAAAGAAGGAGAAGGGAAAGAGGAGGAAUAGGAUGGAGACGAUGAAGAGGAGGAAGAGGAUGGAGAAGAGGGAGAGGAUGAUGAUGAAGAAGAAGAAGAGGAAGAGGAUGGAGAAGAGGGAGAGAAUGAUGAUGAAGAAGAGCAAGAAAUUGUUCCUGCUAAAGAGAAAAAGAAGCCGAAGCCGCCUAGCAAAAGAUACUCACACAUUCCCCAUGGUGAUUUGUGUUUUCCACCAGUGGACCCAACUUAUGGUACUCCAAAUGAUGGAGGGGCAACAUUGUUUGGGUACAAACACUCAUGGGCUACGAAGAUCUAUGUGACCAAGGAUCAUAACGAUGCAGUUCGUCUUAUUAAACGUCAAAAGGCGUCCACAUGGGAUCUUUCUUUGGAGUGUGACGAGUUUGUAGCCAAGGUUAAAGAAUGUGUGUUAUGGAGAUCUAUUGAGUUAGCACAUGUGGAAUUUGACACUGUUGCCGUAUCCGCAUUUCUCGAGAGGCAUUAUCCCGAGACAUAUACUAUGCAUCUUCCAUUCGGAGAGAUGGGAAUUACUCCCGAUGGUUACCAUAAUAUCGUCGGCUUACCACUGGAAGGUUAAUGUCUUCGAGAAGGCUACAACCCCUCAAUGAGUUAUGAAUCUCUUGAAAGAUUUGGCUCUAAAAUGUCUAGGAUGGGAUGCAAGAAAGUCUCAAUGUGAGUUUAUAUGUGCUGUGAAGUCCCCUAAACGUGGUGAUGAAUUUAAUCCAAAAGAGGCAAAUGGAACAUUGAAGAAGAAGGUCAAGAAAUUCAAGUUGGUAAAGUUGAAGGCAACAUUUGGAGGGACAAAAAAGAUGGUGGAGAAAGGAAAGCUGGUGAUGGACAGGGAGACCCUUAAGCAUCAUGUCACCGCUUAUUGGUUAUAUAUGCUAGGAACUGUCAUUUUCCCCGACACUUCUGGAAAUAAGGUGGAUGCACAUUAUCUACAGCUUUUGGAGCAUCUUGAUGACAUGAACAAAUACUCUUGGGCCACUGGUGUGCUUGCUUUUGUUUUACAAGAGAUGAGCAAAGGGUCGAGGAUUAAGUGUGGAGGUUACUUAACUCUUGUUCAGGUUUGGAUUUACGACCACUUCCCUAAAUUGAGAUUGGAUAGUGCAAGAGACUCUUAUCCCUAUAACCAACCUACAACAGGAAAAUGGUUGUUUUUGGAUGCACAAAAAAAGUCUAAAGAAGAGCGGUUGACUUCGUUGAGGGAGAAAUUGGAUAAGCUUACGGUGAAUGAUGUGGUAUUUCACCCAGACGCCGUACCCGAUGAUGUCUCUGUAGAUGAAGACGACUUGAAUGCUUUCUCUAUCGUCACGCCUUACUAUGGACCAAUUUGGCAUCCUAACGGCUACGCGAUAUAUAAUCCAAGGAGAAUGCUAAGACAACUUUGUUGCGUCCAAAUGGAUCUCGACGUGGAGAAUGAAAAUUUCACUUUGCAGGUUCAAGGAACAAAGAACACUGAGAAGUAUUUUGAGCCAAAUCAUGAACCAACUCCUGUGGUAGCACAUUGGAAUGCACUUACUAACUACCACAUACCAAGAGGUGAUUUGGUACCUUGUGAGGAAGAUGUAAAUGCAUGUGAGGAAGAUUAUAUGGAGUUUUAUGAAGAAAUUAGUCAUCCUUUUGUGAUAAAUAACGAACAACAAGCUAAGGCUGAUGCGGCAAAGGCAAAGUAGAGGGAGGUUAAGAAAGCUCAGAAGGAGAUGCCUAUUUGUGGAGAAGAAGCAAAAAGGUUAUGGGAUAACGUGGUGUUGAAGGGUACGAAAUUGGUGAAGAAAUGGAUGGCUAAAAUCAAAAGUGGAGAGCCGAUGGAGACUAAGGAACAAAUCGCCUACUACAAGCAGUGGGAGGGUCUUAUAACUAAUAGAAUGGUGGAGCCAAAUAGGUCUAAGCAACUGAAGAGGGGUCGACAACCAGGAGAAGGUUCAAGUCGCGCUGUGGACGAAACCGGUGGAGGAGAUGAAACCCCAAGUGAUGAGGAAGUUCGACCUAAAACUCGUGCUAAACAAGGAAGUGGUAAAAGGGGUCGACAACAAGGAGAAGGUUCAAGUCGCGCUGUGGAGGAAACUGGUCAAGGAGAUGAUACCCCAAGUGAUGAGGAAGAUUGACCUAAAACUCGUGGUAAACAAGGAGGUGGCAAGAGGGGUCGUAAAACUGGUCGUUAGUGAUUUCGUAUGAUUUUAGUUUCAAAAGACAUCUUAGUCAUGCAACUUCGUAUGGUGUGAUUUCUUCGUAUGGUCUAAUUUGGUAUGUUUGUGUGUUUUAAACAAUUACUUGAGGAUUUCGUAGUUUGGUUUGUUUAAAAGUUUUAUAUUUGUUUUAGAACCUUGUUUGUGUUUUCAAUUUUUACUGGGUUUGUGUUUUCAAUGUUAUAUAAGACUGAAAUGUUGAAAUACAGUAUGUUAUCGGUGA